Effrenium voratum is the source of this 3507-nucleotide messenger RNA. The record is from the annotation of a GenBank genome assembly. Lineage: Eukaryota; Dinophyceae; Suessiales; Symbiodiniaceae.
GGUCCUUUGGGCAACUGAGUUCUAGUUCCUAGGCGGCAUCGCCUCCUUCGGCUCAUGGCCUUAUGGUCCCCUUGCGCACCAUACGCCGCGACGACUCCCUGGAGGCAGCACAGCAACCAAUCCAGGAUGUGGUCCAGGCUCCGGGCAUUCCCCGAGAGAAGCGCAUCGGUCGGCGUGUCGAAGAGGAAUUCUGCUUCGUCAGCGACGAGACUCUGAGCCAGGCCUUGCAGCCGGCCUUGCUGAACGGUGGCAACCUCGUGGACGUCUUCCAAAAGCGGGAGGACGACUUCGAGGCUGUCGAGCCGCUGGAGGUGUGGUAUGCCACGCCCAACGGCGAGGUGCGAGAGCUGGUCUUCGUGGACUCCACGAAGACGGGGCCCAGGAUCCUGGUGGCGGCAAGCCGUGUGAACAACAUGCACCGCGCCAUCUCUGUGCUGGCGCGGAAGGUGGACAACCUGACAACGACCUUGAGAGUGUGCAGAUCGCACUACUACAAGGAGCUCUUCUCUUUGCGCCACGGGCGCGAGCCCAUGGAGGAGCACGAGAAGUUCUGGUUCAUGCCCCAGAACUACCAAGACACCGUGUCCAUCCAAGAGCUGCGCGCCCGCUUCGGGUCUGAGCAGGAGUUUUUUCGCCGUGGACAUCGGUUCGAGCUUGGCUUCCUGCCUUUGGGGGGUUCGAGCGAACUGCGGAAGAAGGAGCAGGAGAUCCGGCAGCUGAAGGCCAAGCUGUCGCAGAUCGACUCCAUCGCAGAGGAGCGCGUGGAGCAGAUCGUUACGCGCAAGAUGAUCCCGGAGCUCUUCCGCUGGAUGAAGUACAUGAACGACUUCCGGGAGGCCGAGUUCAAUCAGCAUCUGCAGCUGCUGGGCCAGGAGCUCGCAAAGCAAGAGGCGCUGGAGAAGGAAGACGAGGACUCGGAGCCGGUGGUGGAUCUUGAGAAGGUUCGCUUGAAGAAUAGGGCCGAGAACGCAGAGAUGGAGGUGGACACCUUGCGCCAAAAGCUGCAGGAAGCCCAGGUUGCGCAGGACGCGCUGACGAAGCUUCUCACGGAUCGGCGAGCGGAGAUCCCACACGAGUUCCGUGCGGCUCGGGACGGCAUCACCUCGGAGGACUCGGUCAGCUUCUUCGCCUCUGAGUCUCCUCUGCCCUCCAAGGAGCCGCCCAGCUUGGAGGACGUGCGAGCCCGGCGCAGGUCACUGGCAGAGGAGAUGUUUCCCAGUGUGACCUCAUACCUAGACCGGCCUCCGCUUCGGCCGGAAACGGAAGGCUCCCCCGCGGAUGCCGAGGCCAAGUCAAAGCAGCUGCAGGGCCUCGCAGACGCCUGGGAGAAGGAAGCCAAAGACAUGGCCCGAAAGAAUAUUGAGCUGCAGAAGAAGAAUAAGGAGAUGGCAAGGAUACAGAAGCAGAGAGACAUCGCCUUGAAGGAGGUGAAGAAGGCGAACGAGCAGCGGGAGGUCGUCGAGAAAGAGCUGGUGCGUUGCAAGCAGAUCAUCCUCGAGCUGAAGCAGGCUUCGGAGGGCACGGCGCAGGAGGGCGACUCAGGUGCGCCCAGCUCCUUACCGUCCAGGAGGGCGUCUACCGUGCGGCAAGACCUGAAGGAGCAGCUGGACAUGGUCCGGGAGAUCGGCAGCAAGGGCCGGUUGAACCUGCCAACGGCCCCACAGUCGCGGCACCUGGCGUCGCCCACCUCCGGCUCCCAGUCCAGGGACCCCACCAAAGACAACCCACGUGGCCGGCGGGCGUCAACAAAGGAGGAGACGACCCCCCGACGCCGUGCGUCGGAGGCGGGCAAUGCGUCCCAGUCCCAGUCUCCAGUGAAGCGGCGGUCGUCGACCGUCCAGGACCUGUCCACCUCGGAAAAAGCCGCGGCAGCGCCGCAGAUGCUUUCACCCACCCGGCGAGCAUCGAAGACUAUGAAGGCAGAGUCUCCUGAGAGAACGCCGCAGGUCAUCGAAGUGACCGAGUCCAAUCAGGAGCAGGAGGACGACAAGGAGGAGAUCUAUCUGCAGCAGGUGAACUCGCCGGAGGGCUCCCCUGGCUCGGGCGACUCCAAGGAGGAGCUUCUUUCCGCGGACUCCGAGGCCGCCGAGGCUGACCUUCCAGGCGGCCCAGGCCCGCCAGAGGAGAGCAUUCAUCUCCCGACCGAGGAGCCGCCGACCGCCCAUUCUUUCAGGAACAUCACCCCUGCGAAGAUGUCUUUGGAGUUCUCCUUGGGCCUGGGCGACUUCACGCACUUCAACUCCCAAGAAGUUUCCAGCGAUAUGAGGGACGCCAGUGUGCAGACGCUGAUCACCGUGGGGGUGAUGCCGCCGCGCUGGGUGGUCUGGCCAGGCUACGGCGAUGAUCCGGAGGACGGGUCUUUGCAGCAACUCCUCGCGGGGACGAAGUCUAAGGUCCUUCAGUGGUGUGUGCAGUACAUCAAGGUCGAGGAGCCAGACAUCCUGAAGAGCGCAGCAGCAAUGGCCGCGGUGGAGAAACGCGCUGCGGCAGUCAGGAGGGCCGCCUCUCCUCCUGCACCCAAGCCAAAAGAAGGCGAAGGCAGCAAGUGGAGCAAGGCGGUGCAGCGCAUGAACACGCUGAGGCUCGGCAAGCUGCAGAAGAUCUCGGCCAUGGACGAGGCUGUGCUACAUGCUGGGAUGUUUUUGGAGGAGCGAAAGCAGCAGAUCGAGGCCCUGCCGCCGCAGCCGCCGCCAAAGCCUGUGAGGAUGAACAAACCUGGUGGCCUGCGGAAGAUGGUGGCGGCGGCUGCUGCCACUACGGCGCGAAGGUGGAUCCACUCCCCCAGCGGCGCCUCCAUUUGCCGGGUGAAUCAGAAAGAGCCGGGGCUGCCUCGACUACUGAGCACUUCGGAGGCGCCCACGCUGUCGCUGAUGGAGUCCCAGGACUCGACCCUAGUCUUCGAGUUACCGCCAGAGAAGGAUGAGACGGAGCAGGCUGAGGCAAGAGACUGGCAGUUGCAGGUGAACACCGAUCACGCGGGCCCGCCUGAGGCGCGUGCGGAAGCUCGCUCCGUGUCACACGAGCCGCGGGCAUGGCCGCGGCAGGUCACUGCGAUGACGGAUGCCGAGAGCAGCCUGUCUGAGCGCGAGAAGAGCGGAAGCUUCGCGGCGGGAACCUCAGAGGACGCGGAGUGGACUCAGAGCAGACACAGCCGUGACAGCCAACUCAGCGAUCAGGAGCACGAGCAUCGAUACGAGGGCAUGUCGGAUCAUUUGGAGGAGCUGCCCCGACAGCGCCGACAGGUGCAGGUCGCGAUGUUCCAGCGUACGGAGAUUGGCAGCAACUUGUACACAGCCCCCCUUGCGCGGAACUUCAAGGCAAGCGAGGAGGAGCCGUGGUCGCCGCAGGUGGCGCAAGGCGGCUUCACGGCGCUGGACUCCGUGAGUCUCAUCGCAGGUCAGCUGGAUCGCUUUCAAGAAGACUUCGAGGAACACACGUGAUGGCUUUUGGUUCAUGGCGCGGGUUGCAAGUCCGUUCAGCUCAGAUACAGCCAGGGGUCGAAGGAUG